This is a messenger RNA of Ahaetulla prasina, 3562 nucleotides long. It is a transcript of the gene RASGRP4, whose product is annotated as RAS guanyl releasing protein 4. Gene Ontology annotation, molecular function: calcium ion binding; guanyl-nucleotide exchange factor activity. The transcript is spliced from 17 exons. NCBI's taxonomy places the organism in Eukaryota, Metazoa, Chordata, Lepidosauria, Squamata, Colubridae. Gene Ontology annotation, cellular component: plasma membrane. The record is from RefSeq and is a predicted model, not a curated record. The coding region runs from base 901 to 3141 and encodes 746 amino acids. Gene Ontology annotation, biological process: Ras protein signal transduction; positive regulation of GTPase activity.
GGCCAAGUGUGAUUGGACACACAAGGAAUUUGUCUUGGUGCAUAUGCUCUCAGUGUACAUAAAAGAAAAGAUACGUUCAUCAAGGUACAACAUUUACAACACAAAUGAUGGUCAAUAUAUCAAUAUAAAUCAUAAGGAUUGCCAGCAACAAAGUUACAGUCAUACAGUCAUAAGUGGAAAGAGAUGGGUGAUGGGAACUAUGAGAAGAUUAAUAGUAGUGCAGAUUCAGUAAAUAGUCUGACAGUGUUGAGGGAAUUAUUUGUUUAGCAGAGUGAUGGCCUUCGGGAAGAAACUGUUCUUGUGUCUAGUUGUUCUGGUGUGCAGUGCUCUAUAGCGUCGUUUUGAGGGUAGGAGUUGAAACAGUUUAUGUCCAGGAUGCGAGGGGUCUGUAAAUAUUUUCACGGCCCUCUUCUGUCCUGUCCUGACCGUUUUUCCGCGCUGUUGUAAUUUCACAGAAGUCACUAAACUGUCAGUUGUGUAAAUUGAGGACUUAACUAUUCACCGCGGCAGAUAAAAUUCACCUGCUGGGAUUUGGCCUAAUGGUCAAAGCGCCAUGUGCAGGAAUGAUUAACCAUAGAGUGAAAACUCAUAAUUUAGUUCUACUUUUUACACACACACACACACACACACACACACACACACACCACAUCACAUGCGUAACCCAGUUCCUUUUUAACUCCACAUCAGCAACAUAACCAACCAGUUGGCUUUGACUCAGCUGCCUCGCAGCCAGCCAGCGUCUCAGCCCUCCGACUUGUCUGUGCCCUUUUGGCUUUCGGCAGAGAAAUUCCCAGCGGAGAGGCAACCCGCCCUAAUGGUCACAGCAGGCUAAAAAAAAGGGACAGGACCCUGGUGAGCUAACCCAAAAAAAAAGAAAAAAGAAAAAAGAAAAAAAGAACUAUGAUCCGACGAGAGAGCAAGCGGAGAUCGCGGACUGAGGCCGCUGGUAGGAUGGAUUCCAGCACCCUCCCAGGAGCCAGCAAGAUCUACCGGCGGAAGAGCCGACGCCAUAUGACCUGCCCCAACCCUCGAGAGAUCAACCAGGCCUUGGCUUGCAUCAGCCUGGGAGAACUGAACCGUUCUUGCACUCUGGAGGAGCUGAUUGAGAAAUGCCUUCGCUCCUUUGGUACUGUGGCUGGAGAUGUGGAUGGGAACCUGUGCACCAGCGACUUCAUGGUGAACAUGACACUAACCGCUCAUAGUUGGGUGGUCCCGUCUGCAGAGCUGGCUCGCCGUCUUUUGACUUUAUAUCAGGAAUCGGCCCAGGACAAGAAUCCUUCACGUCAACUGAGGAUCUGCCACUUUGUCCGCUACUGGCUUGUGAACUAUCCAGAGGCUUUUCACUUGGACCCUCACUUGGAGGAGGUGAUCACAGAAAUCUUGGAGGUGGUGAGGAACCAAGGCCCAGCAGGACACAACAACCUGCUCGAUACAUCCUGCAUGGUGAGUCACACCUGGAACCGUUCUCUCAGUUGCCAACACAGUCCUGCCGCUGGCAAGAAACGUAAAGUCUCUCUGCUGUUUGAUCACCUGGAUCCAGGUGAGCUAGCCGACCACCUCAGUUACCUGGAAUUCAAGGCAUUCUGCCGUCUCUCGUACUUGGAUUUCCAGAAUUACGUGCUGCGUGGAUCUGUGCACGGAAUCUCAGCCCUGGAACGCGCAAUUACCUUGUUCAACAGCAUCUCCCAGUGGGUGCAAGUGAUGAUCCUCAAGCGUCCCACAGCCCAGCAGCGAGCAGAAGUCUUCACCAAGUUCAUCCAUGUGACCCAGAAAUUAAGGCAGCUGCAGAACUUCAAUACGCUCAUGGCAAUUGUGGGAGGGCUUUGCCACACCACCAUUGCUCGCCUAAAGGAGACCCAUGCGCUUCUACCUUCCGAGGUCACCAAGGUGCUUGCUGAAAUGACCGAAUUGCUCUCGUCAAGUGGAAACUAUGGGGCGUACCGUCGGGCUUACGCCGAUUGCAAAGACUUCAAGAUCCCCAUUGUGGGAGUCCACCUCAAGGACCUGGUGACCUUGCACGAAGCCCUCCCGGACCGCGUAGAGGGCGGACGUCUCAACCUGAGCAAACUGCAGAGGCUCUACGAGCCGGUGUGGGAAUUCCGGUUGCAGCAACGGGCUCAGCCGCCCUUCGAAGCCAACAAGGACCUGGUGCAUCUGCUGACGCUCUCCUUGGACCUCUACUACUCGGAGGAGGAAAUCUAUGCCCUCUCGUACUCUCGUGAACCUCGCUCCCUCAAAUUGCUGCCGUCCACCCAGUUCAAGCCCCCGGUGGUUGUGGAGUGGGCCCCCAGAGUAGCCAACAAGCCGGAUCGUCUCGCCGUCAAAAGGCACAUCCAGCAGAUGGUGGAGUCCGUGUUCAAGAAUUACGAUCCUGACCAACGAGGUUGCAUCUCUCAGGAAGAUUUCAAGACCAUUUCAAUGAGUUUCCCUUUCUCCUUCUACGGCCUGGAAAGAGAACGAGAAGGAACCUGGAAUCGAGAAGACCUCUUGGAGUACUUCAUGAGGGCCUGCGCCAUCUUCUCCAAGCUGGGCCUGGUGGUCUUGCAUGAUUUCCAAGAGGUCACCUUUAAGAAACCCACCUUCUGCAACCACUGUGGUGGCUUUCUAUGGGGAGUCUCCAAGCAAGGAUACAGAUGCAGGGAUUGUGCCAUGAUCUGUCACAAACACUGCAAGAACCACGUGGAGGUGGAGUGUCACACUCACCGCUUCCCUUCUUCCUCCUCCUCCUCCUCAGACAGCACGUCGCGCACCUCCACAGCCACGCUAGCUAUGAGUCACCAUCCCAGCUCUGGCUCAGAGGAAGACAUGUUUCUCUUCCCACCAGGAUGGGAACAGGGCAAGAGUCCUGUGGUCUCAUUGUCCAGCAGUCCGGGCAGCCGGAUGGUCAAACAUGCCAGCACCCAGACUGAGCAGGCUAGCUCGGCAGCUGAGGAGCAGGAGGGACAGCCGGCAGAUGGUUGCAACAAAACCCAGAAACAGCUCCUGGAACUGGUGAAGGAGCUGGAAAAGGAACGGGACAGGCUGCUGACCGCCAACCGGAGUCUCCAGAGCCGCUAUGCGCAGCUGGAAGCCGAGAACAGACGGCUCCUGAAAACAGGCAGUCCGGGAUCCCUCUACGAAAUCGCGCCUCGGUUUAUCUGAGUCAACUUACCUAUCUCGGCCACAAACUCUAAGAACGUAGGAGCGAGUUCCUGACGGGCAAGCAUCGAGCCUCGACGUGCCAGAGAGCAGGAGAAACGACUGGCGGAGGAAGCCGUCAGCUGAAAAAUUAAAACGGCAAAGGAGGAGAGAAUUUGGGAGCUGAGAAUAGAUGCUGUCCUGGGGUUGUUGGGUUUUUUGUUGUUGUUGUUUUUAAUUUCCAGCUGAGGAUCUCUCUGGUUAACCAUCUUGGCAGUCCUAGAAGGAACGGUGUGAAUCUGGCCCCUUUAACCACGCAGAUUCGGAUUUGUAAUUUAUUUAUUAUGUUUUCAUUUUGUUUUUUAAAUGUACGAGCUACCCCGUUUUAUGGUUCUGGCAGCUUUGGGGCGGAUUUGUAAAUAAACAGCACAACUCGGAGAAUUCA